Rhodamnia argentea is the source of this 1344-nucleotide messenger RNA. RefSeq names its product auxin efflux carrier component 5. Gene Ontology annotation, cellular component: endoplasmic reticulum; plasma membrane. Gene Ontology annotation, molecular function: auxin efflux transmembrane transporter activity. Gene Ontology annotation, biological process: auxin polar transport; auxin export across the plasma membrane. The record is from RefSeq and is a predicted model, not a curated record. NCBI's taxonomy places the organism in Eukaryota, Viridiplantae, Streptophyta, Magnoliopsida, Myrtales, Myrtaceae. The transcript is spliced from 5 exons. Bases 113 to 1183 code for a protein of 356 amino acids.
UAGAAGCCCCCCUCUUCCUAUAAAUAGUCUUGCAAAACUAAACUGAGCACCCCAGAUGUGAGUCCAAAUUAGCUGCUAGAAUUAUCAGCUAAGUUCUCUAUACAGAAGAACCAUGAUCGAAUUGGAAGAUAUAUACAAGGUGUUCGCGGCCAUGGUGCCCCUGUACUUCGCCCUGAUGCUCGGGUACGGAUCAGUGAGGUGGUGGCGCAUGUUCACAGCCGAGCAGUGCGACGGCAUAAACCGCAUGGUCUGCUACUUCAUCAUCCCUCUGUUCGGCUUCGAGUUCACUGCUGCGCACGCCAAUCUCUUCAAGAUGAAUUACUCCAUCUUGGCGGCAGAUGCCAUCUCGAAGUUCCUUGCCGUCCUGAUGCUCGUCCUAUGCGCCAAAUGCAGCAGCAGAGUGGACCAUAGCUGGUGCAUCACCACCUUUUCCUUGCUCACCUUGACCAAUCUCCUGGUCGUCGGGAUACCGAUACUGAGAUCGAUGUACGGUCAGGUGGGCGUGGAUCUUGUGGUUCAAUUAUCGGUUGUGCAGGCCAUCCUGUGGUUUCCGCUUCUGUUGUGUUUUCUCGAGUGUCGGAAAAUGGGGAUGGACAUCUCUCCAAGGAGAGCGACGACUGAUGAUCCGGCGCCGACCGACAAAGAUAUUGAGGGAACGACCGAGGCUCUGGAGACCAAUAACACAAGGCCAAGAUUGUGCACCACCAUGAAAAUUGUGGGUCUGAAACUGGCUUUGAAUCCCAACAUCUACGCUUGUGUUGUGGGCGUCGCUUGGGCGGUAAUAGCGCACAGGUUCAAAGUGAAAUUGCCAGGCAUCGUCAAAGAAUCGAUAGAGAUUCUAUCAAGAGCUGGGUUAGGAACUGCUAUGUUCAACAUUGGUAUAUUCAUCGCAAUGCAGAGAAAGGUGAUAGCUUGUGGCAUGAAGAUGACAAUUCUGGGAAUGGUCUUGAGGUUCGUCGCUGGGCCAGCUCUAAUGACCGUGAGCUCCCUUGUCAUGGGGCUGCGUGGCGAUGUUCUCAGGAUCGCUAUCAUACAGGCGGCGCUGCCUCAGGCGAUCACGACUUUCAUCUUCGCAAAAGAGUACGGCUUACAUGCGAGCGUUCUUAGCACUGCGGUGGUGUUUGGCACAUUGGCAUCCCUUCCGCUGCUGAUAGCCUACUAUGCUGCUUUAGAGGUUAUAUAAGAGCUGAACCAGAUCCAAAGAUUAGGGGGAGAAACAUUUGAGGGGAGGAAAACGGAGGAGAGGAUCAAAUGCAAGAGCGAUGAGGAAAUCCAUGGCGACCAACUCAUAAAUUCUGUAACGUCGGGAAUUUCCUUAGUCGUGAUUCCUAUGGCGAAAAAUUC